This is a messenger RNA of Haemorhous mexicanus (house finch), 10455 nucleotides long. RefSeq names its product BAALC binder of MAP3K1 and KLF4 (gene BAALC). Bases 79 to 519 code for a protein of 146 amino acids. The transcript is spliced from 4 exons. NCBI's taxonomy places the organism in Eukaryota, Metazoa, Chordata, Aves, Passeriformes, Fringillidae. Gene Ontology annotation, cellular component: cytoplasm. The record is from RefSeq and is a predicted model, not a curated record.
GCGGGGCCGGCGGGGCGGCCGUGCCCGGCGGGGCGAUGGUGCCCGGGCGGCGGCGGCUGCUGUGAGCGGGGCGUCGCCAUGGGCUGCGGGGGCAGCCGGGCCGACGCGAUCGAGCCCCGCUACUACGAGAGCUGGACGCGGGAGACCGAGUCCACCUGGCUGACCAACACGGACUCCGAGAGCCCGCCGCAGGAGGGCGGCAGCGCCGAGGGCCCCGGCCGGGAGCAGGGCGGCCAGCGCCCCGGCCUUCUGGAGGAUGGGAAAUUGGCUCACACAGCAGUACCUGCAGCAUCAGCCACAGCUGGAAUGCUGAACACUGAGAAGAGGAGCAACAGUGGCUCUCAGUGUGCAAACCCCAUGGUCCACAGCAUGGGAACUACAACACAGAGACACAACGGCUUCAGGACCACAGAGAAUAAAUGGGACACGCAGAAAACGUCCACACAAGAAGUCGCCAUUAAUGUCACAAAAGGCAUCAGACAAAGUGACAGAAGAAAAACGAAGAAUUGUGCCAAUUAAUGAAGAAAAUUGCAGCACAAAAUUGCUGUCAUCAUUACUGCAUCAUCUGCCUGCAUGCUGCCUUUUCUUACAAUGUAUUAAUUACUUGCAUCCAUGGUGAGAAACAAUUUCUUAUGCCUUCUUAAUUUCUGUCUAAUAAGCUCUUGCUGGUAUUUCAUGUUACAGAUGCAUUUUUAUCACAGGGUGAAUUUAUGCUGCCAAACCUCUUAGCUCCAACACCUGCUCCUGGAUCCUAGUCCCAGACCAUCUUCACUGCACAUGUGGCACAUGUGCAAGUCCACCUCUGGUGAACACGCAGGAACAGAGCAGCCAGUUCCCUCUGCCAUAAAACUGUGCUGGUCCAGGACAUCUUCAGUUGCAAAUUUAUGAUCUUAUUAGCUCAGGAUAUCCUCACUUAUGUCUGCUCAGUUCUUUGGACUGUUUCUCUUCAAAUUCAUGUGAGGUUUAUCCCACAUACUUGAAGAGUCAGUGCCACUCAUAUAUUUCUAUGCUCUCAAGAACCUGUUGGAGAUUUGCUUGAGCAAGUCCACAUUCUUGACAUGUGUAUUAUAAUAAAAUAUAAAAUAAAUAUAAAAUAAAAAAUAAAAAUAUAAAAUAAAAUAAAAUUAUAAUAAAAUAUAUCUUGACAAUGCUCUCACACUGCAUGCUGUACUCUUAGAAAAGUAAUAGCACCUUCCACCUCUGCUGGGUAUUUGUGAUGUCUUUGAGAUCAAAAUAAAUAAUGAUUUCUGUCUUCACAUGACAGACAAGUUUAAGACUUGUGUACACCAGAGCAAUUCAGUAUAAAUUUUUCUACUCUAUGGUUUUCUUCCAUAUACGUAAACCUCUGUGGCAAUAGGUCUGUGUGAUAUCUUUCUCCUUCCAUUAACUGACCAUUUUGGUUGCAUUUAGCAAAGGUAAGUUCUGAUUCAAGAGACACUGAUUUUCACUACUACUAAGGCCAUUGCAUACCCCAUUGUCUACUUUGUUAGUAUAAAAACUUCAAAGUGAGUAUGGCUUGCACACUCUAUAAUUUUGUAUUGGCAUUGUGAUAUAAAGUGACUUACCUGUGGGCUCAAAUCAGUGCAUUUGGAGUUUUUCCUAUGUAAUUUUGCUUAUAUAAUUUUAUACAACAUAAAAAUAACUUCUCUAUAAUUUUAGACAAUAUUUUAUAAGCAUUUUUUAAUAUCAAAAAAUUACUUUGCUGUGUUCAUUAGUGAGCCUCUGGCUUCAUUCAUUCAACCUGGAUUAUGCUGCUGCUGUUCUCCUACAAUAGUCCACAAUCUAGAAGAAAGCCUGUUACUUUACUGCAAAUUAGUAUGAAAGCAGAAAGCUCUAGUAAUGCAGGUUUGAUUUUCUUCCCUUUUUAUUGCUUUCAAAUUCAGAUACAGGUUAAAACCAGCACUUCAACUGACACAGCUAGAGCUCCUGAAUAUAAAGCAACUUUAGAGUCUUCUGAAUUGGUAGAGAUUAGAGAACUUGUUCCUGUCAUUCAACAGCUUCACUCACACAGUUCUUGUAGAGCUAAAACAAAAGCUUAGCUAAAUUAUUCACUUUACUCACAGGAGUGUAGAAACCUUGUAUUUGCCAGUGGCUGAGGAAAAGACUCAAUGCAAUUGGCAGAGAUGCAGAAACAUGUAUAUCUUGCCAGAAAAGGCCCAGAGAGGAGAAUGGAACAAGAGAACCAUACAAAUUGUGAAAUUAUGGGAAUGUCAGUCCAUUGGAUAAAAUCGUUGUUCUAGUUAUAGCUGCAUAAAUCAAUGAAUACAUUAAAAUUUUGGUAUGAUAACAGAACUUGUUAUUAACUUCUAUUAAAAUUGUUAGUUUCUGUUUUUAGGAUAAAUUACUCCACAGCACUUGCUUAAACAGCUCCAUCUGAGUUUUUCUAAGGUUGUUGAAUUAAUUUGGUGCAAAAUAUGAGGCACAUGUUUGUAUAAUGCAAGUGCAAAGAGGAGAAUAGAAAAAAAAUGUUAUUUAAUUUCAGUCCCUUUGUUCAAGAGCAAAUAACUGCUUGAGUGGUGAUGCACAAAGAAGAGACAGGACAACUGAAUUUAUGAAGGAUUUAUGAAUCCAAGGGCCAAACUGACAAAUUCUAGUAACAUUACUCCAAUUGCAUUUCCAUCAGAAAUUGACUUGGGUGAUUUUUUACUUGUCUAUUGAUUUUGCUCUACUGACAUUUUGAAAGGGUCCCAGGAGGUGUAUUACAGCACAUUUGGUAUGGAAUAUCUUUCUCUUUCUGACUUCUGUAAACAGGGCUGCCAUCUCUGGAUGUCCAUGCUCCUCUUUACAUGGAUUGGUUGGCCUAUUCCUUUAAGUGCUGUCAGUAUCCUUAGGUCUGGAGUGGCUCCCAGCCAUGAUCAACCUUUUCAUCUUGCUGCUCAGCAGACCUAUGGCCUCUGCUACUACACUGGGAUUGUUUUGCCUUUCUUUACUUUCCACCAUGAAAGUAUCAGCUCUACAGAAUGAUACCACUCUGAAAUUAGACCAGACAUAGUUCCAAACCUACCCCUAAAUGCAACCAUGAAAAAAAAUGUUCCAGAAGAAUGUGUACUUUCAGCAUAUUGUGAUCAAAUUGAAACUUUUGGAUGGUACUUAGACUGCCUAAAAGUUUGAGAAAAGGAUCAUCCAUGCAUGAGAAGACAAUUGGUGGCACAGGCUGACUCACUGUGGUCUUUUGUGACCCUACGGCCCAGCAGAGGUAGAAAUGCAACUUAUUGCAGUGCAGGAUAAAAUUAAAGCCCUGAAUUGGACUUGGAAAACAGUUAAAUACAGCAGUGAGAAGUUAUCCAUUGCUAAGACAUUGUCCUCUGCUACUGGAAGGCUCUGAAUAGUGUUCUGUUGCAGGACAAGGGCAUCACCUCAUGCUCCAUGGAAGAGGACAUGGACGUCUCUCUCAUUCAAGGGCAGUUUGGGUCCUCAGAGGACAAAGAUAACAAUGAUUAGGCUGCCCUUGGCAAGGACGGCCUGAGAAAGUUCCCAUAAAUCCUAAGUGUCUCUUCUGAGAAGGUCUCUAGGAUCCAGGAGCUGAUGGCAUGAGUGCCUUUCACUUUCUGUUUGCAAUAGUGAAUGCUUUAUGGAUAUUUCUCUGCCAUAUACCCUGUUUGGAAAACAAGACCAUAGGCCUUUAUGACCCAGUGUGCUCAGAAGGGUGGGUUAGGAUUCCUGUGUCACAGAGAGGCAGAAAUCCCACCUGGUAUCUCAGGCUUCUCUUUUCUUGUUGCUUAUAUGCCACAUUUCUGCUUUGCUUUGCCACUUUGGAUGCCUUGUAAGAUCCUUGGCAAUUGCCCACAGCUGAGCUUUACAUUUCCAUCCCCUUCCAGCAGGUAAACUCUCACCCAGCAUCCUGUACACUCUUCUCAGAGAAGCAAAGAACCUCCUGGCCUUCCUCCCCUGCUUCUCAUAUUUAUACUUUGGAGAAUCCUGCCCCUCUGUCCCUGUUGGCUCCUGGCCCUCCUUCUCUAUUUGAUGUUUUAUUUUCUGACUUUUGGCCUCUUCUUUCACCUUCAAGUUGAACACACUCAGUUAUAUGUCAGAAAAUCCAAGGAGGGAAAUAAAGGCACAAACAUGAAGUCAGUACACUUUGUACAAAAGUCAUGUAAAAAUACAUGAGAGUAGUGGUUAGCCCCUUGUCUGCCUCCUUGUGUCCCAAAUUGUCUGCUGUUGGAGUUGGUGACACCUGUGAAUUACUGAAACUCUGGGAUGCCAGGUGGGAAGACAAAUUUGAAUGUUAACUAGAUGUAGGCAGAAAAAAAGCAUUUUUAUGGUUAGACUCAAUCCCUUGCUAAGGAAGCUUUUUUUUUUCUGUUUAUGACCUAAUGUGAUUACUACCAAUGCAUACUAAAAUCUUUCCUAUCUCAUUCACUAUUGGCUUUGUCUAUUAAUUUUUUUGCCUGACAAUAUUCCAUGUUCCACUUGCCCCACCUCUGCAGGUGUCCAAGGCCAGCUGGGAUGGGGCUUUAAGCAACCUGGUAUAUAUGGAGAUGUUCCCAGCAGGGAAAUUGAAAUGAGACGAUCUUUAAGAUCCACUUACAACACAACCAUUCUAUAAUUCCAUGAUUUUAUUUCCUGCUAUAAUUUAUAUUUGAGAUGCUUUCACACUCACACAGUUGUCUCCAUCAUCUGACUUCAAAUGCCUGGAUGGAAAGGCUUAGUUUCCAGACAUUGACUGGUUAUACGAUGGUUGAUCUUAAACAUCAAGGAUGAAAAAACAUGGAAGGAGGCUAAGAAAAUUAGGUUUAUAUAAUUUGGAAGCCUUAAAAGUGGUCAGCACUAUCUCCCAGGACGUGGUAUAACUGGUUUCAGAACCCUAUUUUGCAAAUCCUCAUUUAAAACAGUUAUGCUGACACAAGUCCUGGAGUGUAGCAGGUUUUAUUAACCUGAGAAAUUAGUUCUUACAUGGUUAUACUUACUAUAAGAUCUAAAGUGUGACUCAUUUUUGUAUUGUGCAUUGAUCUCAGGCAAAACUGUAUGUCUCAGCUGAAAACAUAUUGUUCUGCAUGAUGCUUCUAUUUAUAAUAGCUUAGAGGCACCCACAAACAAGCUUAGGAAAAGCAUUAUUUUUGAGCAUUAAAACCAUUAUUAAAAUAAGUUUUUGUUGUCAUAAAGAGUGACCAAAAAAAGACAGAAAGUUACUUGCUGUUCUGUUUGUAAGGGUAAUGCAUACAAUGAUCAUGACACUUUCUAGUUAAUUUUCCACACGUUUAACACUAACUUUAUUCCACAGGAUUUAAAAGAAAUGCUAUUAAAGAAAUUGAGAAGCAAUAAUAAUGAAAUAUUUGUGCUUCUUAUCUGAACUUCUUUCUUCAUGUUUUAGCAAAUAGUGAAUCUGCUACUCCAGAAUUCCCACUGGGAGGAGGUGUUGAGAGGAUGUAUUUACAGGCAGAUCUGUUUUUUUUUUUUUACAAGGUACUCUGUUAUGUAGUUCACCAGAAACUGGGAAAUCCCUGCAGCACAGGAUUGGUAUGAUGAGGAGAGAUGAUACAGUAGCUGGUUAAGGGAUGGAUAUAAUUAUCAAUGUCCUGAAACACUGCUGGGGAUGCUCAUUAGUCUGCCUUUAACAGACUGACAUGAAUCACCUUGUAGUAGGUGCCUCUGAACUUUCAAAACUAUUGUUUUCUUGUAUCUCCAGCAUGCUCACAUUUCAAUAAAUAUCUUGAACUACCGUCUUAAAGAACAGCAUCUGAAAUGUGUGUGAAAUCACUCCUGUGUCACUGUGAGGAUAAAGACAGACACGACACUUUCAAAGUCAAACAGCAAGAGCUGCACUUUAAUGUUCAUAGCCUAUUUUUACACAGUUUUCAAAAGCCUUGUGUUUAAUUGGUUAGUAACUUUCUUGCCAUUCAAUUCAUUGGUUCAUAGGUUCUUGUGUGUGUAUGUGCUAAGUCCCUCUUCUUCAACAGAUGUUCAUGUUUAUUCUUCACAGAUUCUCACAAGAUAUACUUCUUAUUUUCACAGGUGUCAGAUGGUUUUCAUGAGCAAUGGCUGAUGCGCUUGCAGGUUGCCAUGCGACAGGCUAGCUGUCAGCUAUACUUUGCUGAAGUAACAAGGCCUGAACCAUGGUUUUACAAGGCCUUUUUUUGUAAGGUUUUACCUAUGUGUGGCACUCCUGCUUUGAUAAUUGCACACUGUAUUGAAAUGGACAGUUCACUUCAAAUUAAUGGGUCAAAGCUUUGGAGGGAGUUAAACCCAAAGCUACCAUAUACCUCAUUAAGCCAGGAUUUUCUGCUUUGCUGUCAGAAUCACCUAUAACUUGCCUGUCCACUCUAACAGAUCGUUUGGUUUGUAUCAGUCUUUUCCAUAGGAAAUGACUCAUGCUCUGAAACAUAGAUUUCUUUUUCCCCAGCCUGUGUGAGAUUGUCUAAGGUGAGUUCCACUCCAGCCACAGAAACAAUGGGACAAGAGGGGCUCUGUCAAGAAAAACGCUCACUGCUGCUGCUACUGUUACUGUCACCCACCCAGACGGGCUGCAGAUUUAUCAGGAGUGAAGGCAGCUGCUAAAGGUCCACAAGGAAUGAAGUGUCCUUGGCCUUAAACUGUUAGGACAGCUUACUCUUUACAAGUGUACUUCCUGUUUAGUUUGCAUCGUGCUUAAUAUCCGAGGCUAGGUGAGGUAACCUGUUUGGAAAGAAAUACCAUUAGCAUAACCACUGUUUUAUUAAAGCAAUCCUGUGAAGGCAUGGUGUUGUCAUUUACAGACAAAUGAAAGAUGAGAUCUUUCUUGAGAUCUUUCUUACAUCAAAGAAAUCUACAUUUUCUUGUGUGUAGGUGCCACAACCCACACAGCUGUAAUAUUUUGAAGGACUAAAGUCUAAAUAACAUACUUUGUUCAGGGAGGAACUUGACAUGGGUUACAAGUACCCAGUAAUGAGGUUAAUACAUGGCAAUGCACCAACAUUCUGGCUUUCUCUAUAUGAUUCCUUCUCUAGUCCUCAUUGCUGUAGUGAGUUGAAGGGGGUGACUUACAGUUUAAAGGCUUUAUGGAAUAAAAUGUUAUAAGCAAGGUUUAAGGUGACACAGCUGCAUGAGACUGCAGAAGUACUCAGAAGGCACUAACUCAUCAAUGACUGGAUUUUCUAAAUAAGUGGGAAAUUACUGUAAGGCAUUUCUGCAUUCUUCCUCACAAGUUUAUGUGUUCAAUAACACGGUAGAGACAAACAUUCUGUUCAAAAACUAUUACUGUAAACUAAAAGGUAAAAUUUUUUCAGUAAUGCUGUUUUGUCUAGUUUUUUUUCAUUUCCAAAAUGCAUUUGAGGAAAAGACAAGAACUUCACUUUGCCAUUCUAAGUCUCACAACAGGAUUUAUUGGUGCCAUCUACUGGCUAUUUAGUAAUUUUAAAUUCCAACAAAUUAUGAAUAAUGUGUUUUAAAUGCAGAAUAAUAAGAACAUUAUGUGCCUUAUAACUGAAUCAGCCAACAUCAAGCCAUGUAAUUGGCAAAUCUGUAACAUUUAAAUUACAUUAGGUCAAACUUUGGUACAAUGUUCCUUCAGUGCAAUUCAAUUAUGAAGCUUUUAGAUGUGUCAAGAGGAGAAAGUUCAUGUACAAGUGCUCAUGUGCAGACUCCAAGCAUUACCACCACACACAUCCUCCUGGUGUGUGAGAGCAAGGAUUCUUCCUGACAACUGCCACCACUUGAGAUCCCUCCUCCCCAAAACAUGAGCACGUGGAGCACUAAGGUGUUCAUGCAGCAGGUAAAUAUGGUCCCCUUGCUGUCUGCCUUUGCUGGAGGGAUGUCACCACAAAAAAUGUGAAGGGAGAAAAUGGUGCUUUAGCUCAUAGCCCAGGCAAGUUGUGAAUGUUUCGGCUGAGGGGGGGUUUAAGCAAGCUGGAGGGAGCAUGGGCACAGAGGGGAUGGCACAAAGCCUGUUCCAAAACAACCACUGCAAAGAUGGUGGGAGCAAGCAGAGCUUGGAAGGGACCUGCUGUGCAUGACUGCUGAAUUCUCUUCUGCUAAAUUUGUUGAAAGAUAUCUGAAGAUGACCUAGGAUUUAAAUAAGGCUUUAAAUAACUUAUACUCUUUGCAGUAAAAAUUGCUAAACUAUAAUUAUUUGAGGCAUUGCCAGGAAGAUCAGCAAAUCUAUAUUAACUGGAAUGUUAACAAUAUCUCCAGUGCCAGGUAAGAAAAGUAUUUACACAUCUGAGUAGCUGCAUCCCUAAUCAGCAAUACAGCAGAGCACAUGCUUAAAAUACUUAAUCAUACUUAAAGGUGCUUUGCUAGAUACCAAAGAGAGUGCUCACAUUCCCCCCUCUGGUUAGUCAAGACCUUAAUAGAGCCAGAAACAAAUAUAUUUAGAUCACACUCUGAGAACCAACCUCUGGAAUAACUUGCUUAACAACUAGGUUCUGAGCAAAGAAAGUAUAUUAAUAGAGUGACUGAAGAAAGGGUUCAAGCUUCCUGUUCUCUGCCUUUUCCUGUCAUCUAACAAAAACAUGAGAGUCUUUAGGGAAGGAAGAGAAUGUUACUUAACCACAUCUGUUUUUCAGAGAUUUUUGUUAAAAAAUGCAUUCUGAUGGAACAAAAUAAGCCAUGACUUUUAUAUAAUGCCUUAGUCAAUGGAACUAGAAAGGAAAGAGAGUUCAUUAGAAAUCUGGUGGAGUGUGAAUCUGCACUGAACAUGCUUUUUCUCUGCAAGGUUUCAGUGUGUCUGAUGUUGUUCCCAGAGCUGAGAGCAACUCUGCAACUUCAGCAAGGGCUGAUCAAGAACUUCCCAAAAAGAACUUCUGCAGAAAUGGAGUGGGGAAACUGCCCCUUGCAUGCUCCUGGGGCUCUCACUUCCAGACCCCUAGAGUAUGUGGCCUCUCAGAGCUCAUGAAAAGAAAAAUGUAGCAUUUCUAGGAUAGGAAGAGCUACUGAGAGAGACUAGGACAGAAGACAGCUGGAAGAUGAGAAAUGGAGCAAUGACAAAGGAUAAUGUAGAUGGGGGUUAUCAUAUAGUAAAGUACAUUAACUUCCACAACCUGCAAAUAACAUUUACUUUAGCAUCAUUUGCUUGUUUAUACAGCAAAUUUAAUUCCAGCUACCAAGUUAUUUCAUGUGCUCAAGUGCCAGGACUAUGUGGAUAUGCAGCAGGUAGGUAUAAUCCUCCUCAUGACUCAUAGAGGUGCUAAAAUGGUUUGGUGUAAGGGAAUCUGGAGGGAUUUUAUGUUUCUUUAGGGUGACACAGGCAAUGACACAAAAAAAUAUCUGCAUGAAUAGAUGAAUAGAGAGCUUCUAGAGAGCUUCUAGCUUCUUGUACUUAUUGUCUUCUGAAUAACCACAUGCAAGUUUCAUGCUCUCCACACACAGUCCAUGGAGGGAUUCUCUGGAUGAAUGUGCCAGACUGCAAAGACUAUCUAGGGGCUCAUUAGAAGAGAGGCAGUGCUGCCUGAACAUCAUCAAACCAUUCCUAAAUCUGGUUUGCAUGUCUCGGCAUCUGGUGUUUCCUGUUCCAGUCCUGGAGCAUGGAGCAACUUGCAUGGCUGAACAACAGCCUGGUGAGACCUUGGAUGGCUCCAUGCUGAGAAAUUUGGUCACCUCUGCUUAGUAGCAUUCCGAAUUUCUAUAGUUAGGUCUCAUUAGCUCAGGCCUGUAUUUGUGAACACAGUUGAGCACUACUGGCCAGUUCUUGUCUGGUAUGUGUGGUCUCAGCCAGCAGGGAGCUGGGGGAGCAGUGGGAGGACAGUUCACACAUCCUCGAGCUGCAUUUCUAGAAAACAGCAGUAGUCUGAGCACCAAAGUCACCACAAUGCUCCUCCUUCACUUGAACACUCAUUUCCCUUUGUUCUCACCACAGAGUCCCUUUCCUCAGCAAAUAUUUCUGAUUAGUUCCCUUUCCCUCAUUAAAUUCAAUUGCUGAACAUCGACUUCUAAUAUCAAUCUCUUCCUCAGCUAUAGCCUCACCUCCUGAGGAUUCGGGCCUUUUGCAGGAUGGUGGCCGUUCGGGUGCCAGCAAAAGUGGCAGGGAAGGUUGCAACCAGGGUGGCAGCAAAGGUCGCAGCAGGGUGGGAGCGAGAGUGACAGUGAAGGUGGCAGCAAGGGUGUCAGCGAAGGUGGCAGUGAGGGUGGCAUUGAAGGUGUCCGUGAAGAUGACCUUGAAGGUGGCAGUGAAGGGGCAUUGAAGGUUACAGCGAAGGUGGCAGCGCGGGGCCGGCCGCGGAGCCCUCCCGCCUGGCAGAGGCCGAGGUGCGUUCGGAAACAAUCCUCGAGAUCGCUUCCAACGGCGGGACAGGUUCAUGGCCCGACACUCGAAUGUGUGUAAAUUGCCUUUAGAAUUUAUACAGUGCAUUACAGAGAUUUUUAGGAAAACCCCAGUGCCGAGUUAGUUUGAAGGGAUCUUCACGCUAUUUUCGUCUGUGCUGCAGUCCCAGAGCCCUUCUCAGCCGGGGCUCCCUGGCACGCGAGGCGCGCUGGGACAACACGGACAGUUUCGGGCCACUGCUCCUCACUGCUCCUCACUGCUCCUCACUGCUCCUCACUGCU